GGAGCCGCCGCCGCUGCGCCUGGGCCAUGCGGCUCCAGGGCCGGGGGCCUGGGCUGGGGCCCGCGCCGCCCCCCUCGCGCCGCCCUCGCUGAGCCCGCGUCCGGCCAGGGCGCCGCCCGGCACCAUGGUGCAGAAGUCGCGCAACGGCGGCGUGUACCCCGGCCCGAGCGGGGAGAAGAAGCUCAAGGUGGGGUUCGUGGGGCUGGACCCCGGCGCGCCCGACUCCACCCGCGACGGCGCGCUGCUCAUCGCCGGCUCCGAGGCCCCCAAGCGCGGCAGCAUCCUGAGCAAGCCGCGCGCGGGCGGCGCGGGCGCCGGGAAGCCCCCCAAGCGCAACGCCUUCUACCGCAAGCUGCAGAAUUUCCUGUACAACGUGCUGGAGCGGCCCCGCGGCUGGGCGUUCAUCUACCACGCCUACGUGUUCCUGCUGGUCUUCUCCUGCCUUGUGCUGUCUGUGUUUUCCACCAUCAAGGAGUACGAGAAGAGCUCGGAGGGCGCCCUCUACAUCCUGGAAAUUGUGACCAUCGUGGUGUUUGGUGUGGAGUACUUUGUCCGGAUCUGGGCUGCAGGCUGCUGCUGCCGGUACCGUGGCUGGCGAGGGCGGCUGAAGUUUGCCCGGAAGCCGUUCUGUGUGAUUGACAUCAUGGUGCUUAUCGCCUCCAUCGCCGUCCUGGCCGCUGGCUCCCAAGGCAACGUUUUCGCCACGUCCGCUCUCCGCAGCUUGCGGUUCUUGCAGAUACUGCGGAUGAUCCGCAUGGAUCGGAGAGGAGGCACAUGGAAGCUGCUGGGCUCUGUGGUCUAUGCCCACAGCAAGGAGCUGGUCACUGCCUGGUACAUUGGCUUCCUCUGCCUCAUUCUGGCCUCGUUUCUGGUGUACUUGGCAGAGAAAGGAGAGAACGACCACUUCGACACCUACGCAGAUGCACUCUGGUGGGGCCUGAUCACCCUGACCACCAUUGGCUACGGGGACAAGUACCCCCAGACCUGGAACGGGAGGCUCCUGGCAGCAACCUUCACCCUCAUCGGAGUCUCCUUCUUCGCUCUUCCUGCGGGCAUUUUGGGGUCUGGUUUUGCCCUGAAAGUCCAAGAGCAGCAUCGGCAGAAGCACUUUGAGAAAAGGCGGAACCCAGCAGCGGGCCUGAUCCAGUCCGCCUGGAGAUUCUACGCCACCAACCUGUCGCGCACGGACCUGCACUCCACCUGGCAGUACUAUGAGCGCACGGUCACGGUGCCCAUGUACAGCUCACAAACUCAAACCUACGGGGCGUCCAGACUCAUCCCACCUCUCAACCAGCUGGAGCUGUUGAGGAACCUCAAGAGCAAGUCUGGACUCACCUUCAGGAAGGAGCCGCAGCCGGAGCCAUCGCCCAGUAAAGGCAGACCGUGCCGAGGGUGCCUGUGCGGAUGCUGCCCUGGACACUCUAGUCAGAAGGUCAGUUUGAAAGAUCGUGUCUUCUCCAGCCCCCGAGGCGUGACUGCCAAGGGGAAGGGGUCUCCCCAGGCCCAGCCAGUCCGGCGGUCACCCAGCGCUGACCAGAGCCUUGAGGACAGUCCAAGCAAGGUGCCCAAGAGCUGGAGUUUUGGGGACCGCAGCCGAGCGCGCCAGGCUUUCCGCAUCAAGGGCGCUGCAUCACGGCAGAACUCGGAAGAAGCAAGUCUCCCUGGAGAAGACGUUGUGGAGGACAACAAGAGCUGUAACUGCGAGUUUGUGACCGAGGACCUGACCCCUGGCCUGAAAGUCAGCAUCAGAGCUGUGUGUGUCAUGCGGUUCCUGGUGUCCAAGCGGAAGUUCAAGGAGAGCCUGCGGCCCUACGAUGUGAUGGAUGUCAUCGAGCAGUACUCUGCUGGACACCUGGACAUGCUGUCGCGCAUCAAGAGCCUGCAGUCCAGGAUAGAUAUGAUUGUGGGCCCCCCACCCCCUUCAACUCCCCGGCACAAGAAGUACCCCACCAAAGGACCCACGGCCCCUCCGAGAGAGUCACCCCAGUACUCACCUAGAGUGGACCAGAUCGUGGGGCGGGGCCCGGCGAUAACGGACAAGGACCGAACCAAGGGCCCGGCGGAGGCAGAGCUGCCGGAGGAUCCCAGCAUGAUGGGGCGGCUCGGGAAGGUGGAGAAGCAGGUGUUGUCCAUGGAGAAGAAGCUGGACUUCCUGGUGAACAUCUAUAUGCAGCGCAUGGGCAUCCCCCCGACUGAGACUGAGGCCUAUUUCGGGGCGAAGGAGCCCGAGCCCGCACCACCGUACCACAGCCCCGAGGACAGCCGGGAGCAUGGGGACAGGCAUGGCUGCAUCAUCAAGAUUGUCCGCUCCACCAGCUCCACCGGCCAGAGGAACUUCGCGGCACCCCCCGUGGCACCCCCCGCCCAGUGUCCGCCGUCCACCUCCUGGCAGCCGCAGAGCCACCAGCGCCACGGCACCUCUCCUGUGGGGGACCACAGCUCGCUGGUGCGCAUCCCCCCACCACCCGCACAUGAGCGGUCGCUGUCCGCCUUCAGCGGGGGCCACCGGGCCAGCACAGAGUUCCUGAGGCUGGAGGACGCCCCGGCCUGCAGGCCCCACGAGGGUGCCUUGCGGGACAGCGACACGUCCAUCUCCAUCCCAUCCGUGGACCACGAGGAGCUGGAACGCUCCUUCAGUGGCUUCAGCAUCUCCCAGUCCAAGGAGAACCUGGACGCACUCAGCAGCUGCUAUGCGGCUGUGGCCCCGUGCGCCAAAGUCAGGCCCUACAUCGCGGAGGGCGAGUCUGACACGGACUCAGACCUCUGCACGCCCUGUGGGCCCCCACCACGCUCAGCCACGGGUGAGGGCCCCUUUGGUGACGUGGGCUGGGCUGGGCCCAGGAAGUGAGGCCACACGGGCACCAGCCUUGCUUGUGCUGCCCUCCAGCUCCGCCUCCUGGCUCGUGGCCGGAGCUCUCAGGCUUUGUCCUGGGGUGACGCGGGCUGUGAGGGGCACCGGUGGGCCUGGCUCCUGGGGUCUCAGCAGGGUGGCAGGUGCGCAGGGCUUUUGGCUCAUGCAGUGUCAUUUUGCAGUUCUUUCCCAAGCUGGGCUGGAGGACUGCCUGUCAAGCAAGGCCAGCUCUGCCCAGUCUGCUCAGGGACCAUUGCCUGGCAUGGGAGAAGGGCAGAGCGAUGUGGGGACACGGCCAGAGGCAUGGGUGGAAGAGAGCAGCCUGUCCCCUGUCUCCAGCCUUGAAGCCUACACGGGCGGGGGCUCCCUGCUAGGGUUGAUGGCUCUCAGAGAGAGCGACGAGUACUGGGCAUGGGCCACCCUGCACCCAACCAUUUGUCCCUCUGUUCCUGACUGUCCCCAGCAAGGUACCACCAGCCACCAUCUGUGUGUACACGGCUGGGCAGAGCUCCUCACCCUUGCCAGCCUGGCUAGAGAGUUACCGGCCAGCAUCCUCCCCCUCGGUCUUCAGGGCCAGCAGAUCUUUUGAUGGGAGCUGCCCCAAGUUCAGGGCCCUUUGCCUGGAGCUGAGGAAGGGUGAGACCCUGGAACCAUCCUGUGGAGGGCAGGGCUUGCAUCCUUGUCACCAAGAGCCCCUUAGGGGCUGCCCUGGGACUGCGCUGUCAGGAUGUGUGGGAGCCAGCAACAUCUCAGCCACAGAAGGCCUGGGCAGCUAUGACUCUCCUCUCUCCUGACUGCUUCGGUUGGGUGCUGGCCCCCAGGCUGUGGCCAGCAUUUUGAAAGAUUCAUCUAACUGAGCAGAGCCACACUGUCCGUAGCCAGGGCCCCUCCUUGCUUGUCCAGCCCAUGCCCCACAAGACCCAGGCAGGGCGGGAUGGAGCAUCACUGGCCAGAGAAGUUCUUCAGACUUCUGGCUCUAUGUUCCAGACAGUUGCUGAGCUUGCCUGAGGGUCCUUCCUGUUGGGCCUGACUGCACCCUGGCUGCUGUGUCCACGUAUGGGUCCCUUGAUAGAGGCCUCUACGUGUUCUGGGAGUUAGAGAUAUCUGUCCCCAUCUUGGGCCCUGGGAGCAGGAACCUUUGUCCCUCCUGUCCUGGGCACUCUGGCCUGGCCCACAGCCAGCUGCAGAGGGGUACAAGCCCAGCCACUGAGGGAUAGACAGAGUCCCAGUUCUGCUCCUCUGCCUCUGGCCUUGGUGACACACUGAAUGUCAGGCCAGGGCUCUCUGAAGUGGCCAGUUACCUGGCCAGCAAAUCAGCUACAUGCCCGCCCCGGACACUAGUUGGGCUGCCGCUCACGCCCUUGUGUGAAGUCUGUUCUUGUGAGGACUGUGGGUAGCAGGGGCUUUGUCUCAGCAGCAGAGCCCAUCUUGUCCUCUGGAAAUGGUCUUUGGGGUCAUGUGCCCCUGGCCAUCAGAGGUCCUGGGUGCUUGGGAGCCUUUGGGAGCUGUGAUCUGACCAGGGUCCAGGGUCUCACUCUAGAGCAUCUCUACCAGCCUGCUGCCCAAGUUGGCACCACACUGUCCCCUUGGCACCCUGGUUCUCAUGAGCAGAGUUGUGUGGCUGAGAUCCUCUCUUUGGGGAGAGGCAUCUCUUCUAGCAUGGCCAUUUCAUGUGGGUGACAUGGGUAGGAUGCGGGAUCAUGACCUUACUGUUCUCCUUUAGGCCAGUCUGAGCCCAGGUCUAAUCAUCCUUUGCCCUUGGUGGUAGAUUGAGGAGGCUCCUACGGGAGGCACAGGCAGGGCUUGAGUGCCCACCAUGAGCCCCAGUCCUGUCCUCCUAGGCCCUCCUAGGCCUCAGUCUGCUCAGGCUCCAGGCUGGAGGAGGGGCUUCUUGCCCCCAUGGGAGACGAGCUCACGUCGCAUGGGCACCACCAGUGUACAUGUGCCCUCCUGGGGCCCGUGCCGCACCUCCUGUCUCCAGGGAGUGCCUGGGGCUCUGCAGUGUGAGGAUGGCUCUCCUGCAUCCUAGCAGCUCAGGACAGUAGCAGGGUUUUCCUUAGGUUGCAGCAAGAGGGAUAUAGCUAGACCACCAGCGUCAGAGCGACUCUCAGGACAUCAUGCUGUCUCCAGGCCCUUGGAAGAGCAAAGUGUGUGUCUCAGUGGGGUGGUUGGGGGUCUAUUCUGGGAGACCAUGGGGCAGGAGCUCCCUCUGGGUGUCCCUGGACCCAGCCAACUAGCACAAAUGUCCACUGACCUGAGUCCCCACGCUCAGAGAAGCAUGACAGGUAGGAGGCUAGAGGUUUCUGUGAAAAGUGUGAGCACUUUCUUGGGUCUCUGUGUGUGGCUGAGUGUGGCUAGGGCCAGCACCACCCACUGGCAAAGUUUUCUGGGCCGAGGUACUUGUAAGAGCACGUGUCCCCCAUCCCCCCACACACUCCUGCAGCCAGAUGCACACAUGCACUCACACUUGCACAUGAAAACCCACAGGCCAUACUGCUAGUACCCACUUUCACCCGCACACACCACAGGUACACACUUUCACACACACAAGCUCACACAAGUGUACAUGCAUGCACAUGCAUGACAGGUUCACGCCUUCACAUGUGUACAAGCUCACACAUGUACACACACAAGGCAAGUAUGUGUUCACAUAGGUGCCUAUGCAAAGCACGUAUGAAUAGGUGCACCAUUCCAUGAAUGCACACAUGAGCAGAUCAUACAUGGCAGGCACACAUACACACACACACUUACACAUGUACAUGCAAGCUCACAGACCAUACCGAGCAGGCACACACAUUCACACAUGUAUAUGGAAGUGCACACACACGGCAGGUACACACCUUCACACGAGCAUGCUCCUGUGGGCACACACAGGCACAUCAGCUAUGUGGUACGUGCAUCCCUGCAUGCUCUCACACAAGACCCCAUUUGGACUUCGGCUGUCCUUUGUUUCUGAUCUGCUUUUUGGCCCUUCCUGAUUUAAACCACAAGAAACUAUAGUUCUAGAAUAUUGGACAUAGGCAGUGUUCUGACCACCUGGGUCUCCUACAUGGUAGUGGCAGAGGGUCCCAUGCUGUCUUCUUCCUUAUGGUCUGCUGUAUGCUCAGAGGUGACACUGGAGUCAGAGGCCCUCAGUGUUUACCAGGUGUAGGUCUGUCCUUGCACUGGCCCUGUCCAGCAUUUGGCCCUGGCCGGCUCCUUGGACCCAACCUCAUCACCCCCAGGCCCUGCUCCAACCAGGCCCUGCCUGCCCACUAUUGGCAUUUUCUCACCUGACGUCUUUCGGUCCCCUCCAGUCAUGGCCCUGGGGAGCCCACCCUCAUGUCCUGUGCUGGGGCCUCUCCCCCUGGGUCUCGUAGGGUAGAUGCAGAGACCAUGUCCCAGGUUGAUCAUGGCCUGUGGGACCCACAGGGGCACCACAGUGCACCUUACCUAUUGUAGGGGCUUUGCUUCACACCCCAUUUCUGGGUUGCAGGGUUGCUGAACAUGGCAAGGGCCCCUGUACUCACUGGGGUCCCUGGCUGGGAGAAAGGCACCGACUGGACCUCCUCCACCUAGUGCACCGGUUCAUUUGAGAUCACCUUCCCCCUGCAGCUGGGUACGGCCUGUGUCCAGGUGCUAUGAGGAGGACCCAUUCUUGGGGGGACUAAGCUGUUACUGGAAGCCCACAGAGGCAAAGGGAGUUGGGAGGCCUUUCAGCUAGAUGCUGGGUUCCUGUCUGGGUCGUGCUCAGCCUGCCUGUAAAUAACAUAUAGAGUAGAGGCUGAGGGAACCUGCCUUGGACUGCACGUUGCCGGUGACAGCAGGAUGCCAGACAUUUCCGCUGCCACAGCCUCUUAAAACAAACAUGGUGAGGGGGCCUUUGAUCAGCAUCCACUGCAAUGGGAGACACGCAAGCCCCAGCACCAUGUGGUUUGGGAUCAGGUUCCCGACAUGGUUGUCAGCUCCUCCCAAGUGUGCAGGACGUGGGUUUGCCAGGCCUGCAGGCCGUACUCACCCUCAGGGUGCCCGGUCAGCUGUCCUGCUCCCUCCAGGGCCUGCUCCACCUGAGCCCCAGCCAAAUGCUAAGGCAGAUGGAGAGGCAGGGAAGGCUUCCUGAAGGAGGAGGUAUAAUGGAAUUGAGGGCUCAGGAAGAAGCCCCGGGCUCCGUCCCCAGUGGGAGACUGGGGGUGUCCAGGUCCCCCAGGGUGGACUCAGUGAGGCCCUGUUUCAUGGUCUCACAAGGUUGGCAUCCUUGGGAGGAGGUGGCUGGAGGGGCUUCUGGGAACAGGGUAGAGAAGGGAAGGUGGCCCAGAGGUGGGACUCCCAAGUCUGCAGAGGCACUGGAGGGGAUUGAGGUGAGGCCAUCCAAGCUCCUGCUCUGGACACCUGCCUAGACGUCCCUGGCUGACUGAGGGUGCUGGGACUGGCUAGGCCCGUCCUGAGAUCUCCAUGGUACUUGACUCCGAUAGGUGUGGGGGAGGAGGGAACAACCCCUGGGUCCCUAGGUCCCUGGGUCCCUGGGCUCUUAGGUGGAACUGCAUGUUGCUAAAUGCCGCAUGUCCAACUUGGACUAGGUUUCCAAAGUCAUUGCCUUAAUGCAUGCUGACAGGGGCCCUGAGGCCACCCACGGGCCUGGAGCUGCCUCCAGGAUGGGCCGCCCAGGGGCCACAGGGUCUGGCUGGAGCCGAGCCACGCAGGCAGUCUCCCUGGUUGUCACUCGCGGAGGCCCUCAGACCAGCUGUCCCCUUGACGCCGUCCAGCUGCCUGGGGACGGCCUGGCGCACCGCGUGCCCGCCCCCCACGCCCACGCCCACGCCCCCCAUUGCAGUCCCGCCCCCGCCGCCACGCUGGCUGCAGCUUCCCCAUCUGCGCUGUUGCCUUGUCUGUCUUUGCACUUUCGUUCAUGCUCCAAAGAAAACUUCGCAAUGCCUUCGUCCCGACGCCCGCCUGCUCCGUCCUGCAGGCCCGGGGCACUGGGACCCGGCCUUUUCCUUUUGGUGAAUGUGUCGCCACCUGCACACUGAUCUCGACUCCACGCGCUGUCUGGCUUCCAGGGACAGGCGCCAGGGACGAACCCUACUUCCUGAGGAAUAGCGAGCCGCUCACUGCCUCCACACACACGGGCCGACGCUCGCGCCUCGAGAACGGCUGGCGCGGGUUUGUGGGGGGACUUGGGGUGCAGAAGCCCACCGCAGGGACAUGUACGGACAUUCUGGACAGUUCUGCCACAGGGCCGGUCCAGAUGCCCAGUGGACCUGUGCACUUAGUAAACACAGUGAUUCAACCUGG
Messenger RNA from Cavia porcellus (domestic guinea pig), 8122 nucleotides. RefSeq names its product potassium voltage-gated channel subfamily Q member 2 (gene Kcnq2). Lineage: Eukaryota; Metazoa; Chordata; Mammalia; Rodentia; Caviidae. Gene Ontology annotation, molecular function: voltage-gated potassium channel activity. The record is from RefSeq and is a predicted model, not a curated record. Gene Ontology annotation, cellular component: membrane; voltage-gated potassium channel complex. The coding region runs from base 125 to 2848 and encodes 907 amino acids. Gene Ontology annotation, biological process: potassium ion transmembrane transport. The transcript has 18 exons.